Humulus lupulus (European hop) is the source of this 876-nucleotide messenger RNA. RefSeq names its product ribosome-inactivating protein cucurmosin-like. Gene Ontology annotation, molecular function: rRNA N-glycosylase activity. The record is from RefSeq and is a predicted model, not a curated record. The coding region runs from base 1 to 876 and encodes 291 amino acids. Lineage: Eukaryota; Viridiplantae; Streptophyta; Magnoliopsida; Rosales; Cannabaceae. Gene Ontology annotation, biological process: negative regulation of translation. The transcript has a single exon.
AUGAAAGGAGGAUCAAUCAACAUGAUUGUGCAGAUUAUUAUGGUGGCAUUGGCAACUAUGUCGACUCCUUUAACAGCAACCAUCAGCACAGUGAGUUUCAACACCAAAUUCGAAGGUGCGAGUGUGGGGCCAUACCAGGUGUUCAUGUCAUCUCUACGAACAGCACUGUCCAGUGGAGCCGAGAGCUAUGGCAUCAAAGUGCUGCGUACGAGAGCUGCAGCAGUCGGAGACAAACAGUUUGUCUAUGUCAGACUUUACAAUCCAAGUACUGUCUCCAUCACAUUCGCACUAGACGCUCUCAACUCGUACGUGGUGGCUUAUCAAGUAGAUGCAGAGAAGCGUUGCUACUUCUUCAGAGAAGCUCCACCUAACUCCAAAACUGUACUUUUCAAUCAGUGCACCAAAAAAGUUGAUGUUAAUCUCGUGACUAGCUAUGUCAACUUAGGUGACAGAGAGAAAACUAGGGUGGGAUUCAAGCCACUAGACCAAUCCCUCGAAGCAUUCAGAAGAUUUGAUAGCAAGGAUCCCACGAACGAGCUUCGUCAGAAUCUUCUGGUCGUUAUCCAAAUGGUGGCUGAGGCUGGAAGGUUCAAGUAUAUUCAGCAGAAAAUGGAGUGGAAAGGCUUUGACUCGGGGUUUCUCCCAGGAGGUGAUCUUAUUAGUUUUGAGAAUAAUUGGGAUGCACUUUCGAGAGCAAUACAGCAAUCUAAAGAUGGAAAAUUUACUCCAAUUCAGUUGAAAAAGGAAGACAAUACUCCACGCGUUGUUUCCACUGUUGCAGAAGUGAAAAACGACAUGGGACUCUUGCUCAAUGCAGGCACAACAACCAUGAUGAGUGGUGAAGAAAGCUUUGAAGAAAUAGCUGCUUCGUAUUAA